AUGCAUAUUUGGGCUGGCUCGGGCUCGGCCAGUGGGAAGGAGACUGUUAGACGAAAAGAGAGAACACCUAUUAAGACUGGCACAGUUCUCAGGAAGAGAAAGAGUAGUGCUAAACUUGGAUUGGGCAUGGAUGGUUUGGCUUCCACUGAAGAUAUUGGGAAAUCGAGUCCAGGUCCAAGUCCUAGAAGAGACUCGGGGAUAGACUCUGUUAUGGCAUCUGAAGCCGAUUCCGAUGAGUCGAUUAUUACGGUUAUUAGUGUUCUAACUUAUGAUGUUGAGGAAGAUAUGGUUAGGCCUUUGAAUGUUGGGUCGCUGGAUGGUGAGGGAAAUCCCAUUGCGAUUGGGAAGAUGGAAAGGGGUGCAAAGAUGGUGCGGGGAGAGGAGAUGGAUAGGAAUCUUCAUGAUGAGUUGGGACAUGCAUCGACUCUUAGUAAGUUAAAGGGGAAAGACAUUGCGUCGAUGAAUAUGGAAUGUUCAAACGGAGAAGAUACAGAUGCCUUUUCUUCGUCAUUGAAAGGUCUCAGUCGUAUCAUGGCGAGUAAUGAUAGGAUGUUUCGAGCAAGUAGGGAGGAGGAAGAUCGAAUCAAAGAUUCGGAUAAUAAUAUUUUCGCGAAGAACAAAUCAGUGGGUACUAAACAUAGUAUUCCAGUGGGUUUACCACUACCAUCAGACAUCCUCGGCACACCUGCUGAAGAUACACAAGCUGUUUGGCAUGAAUACGCGUUUUCUGGAAGCAAAAAUGAGUCAGAUUCUCAUAUCACAUCAAUUGCUAGCUGCACCAAUAAGAAUAGCUCUGAGAGUGAAAAUGAGCUGGAAAGACUUUUCAGGACGGACUCGGUGCAUACUUCAGAACCUGAGGUUUCAGAUGGAUAUCUAUCUCCCGAAACUUCCACUCCUAUCAAAGUUAAAGAAUUUGUUUUCGAUUCCGAAAAUGAAAAUGAUCCGGCAUGUUACUCUAAUGUGGAAUGCGUAUCAGAUUCUGAAACCGAGCAAAAGGAUAAAUAUCCUGAUAUAAAGUUUACUCAUGAAAUCGAUAUUGAUUUGAAUCUCGAAGAAGAAGAGGAAGAAAAAGAGCCGGAAAAAAUCGUCAAAAAUCUACAUGAACAACUCUGGGAUGAGAUAUCGAAAUCUGUAGAUAAAGCACUCGAUGCAUCGCAAGAAAAUAGACGCAAAGAGAGUAUCCGGGGAUUUUCUCUCAAAGUACCUCGUUUGGUUCAUGAGGCUAAGCAGGGUCUUUAUCGCUCGCCUUCUCCUGCUCGUUCUAGCAAGAGUAAUGAGAUGGUGGGGGAGGUGAGUUCGCUGAGAGAGACGGAGUUUUGUGCGAGUGGACUUAAAGAUUGUGGUGUGGGGGAUGGUGAUUUGGUAACAACUUGUAUUGAGGGAUUUGAUGGGGAUUACUCGGCUCAAAUGCGAAGAAAAGGUGAUCAUGCGACUACGAGUCUAGAGGGGAUUUCGAGUAACAUUGGAAGUCCGAUCUCGUUGUCUGUUAUGGGGAGGGGAGGGAGAGAUUCUCCUGAGACUGGGUUGACGAAAGAUAAGGGUGGUUCGUUUGAGAAUAUUGGUUUGGAUGAUGAAACCUGCACAUUGUCGGAUUCUCCAUGUCGACAAGUUAAGAUACGUGUUCCUGGGGAUGAGAAUGAUGGGCACUUGUCAGAUUCUAAAGAAAUUCGUGGAGACUCUGUUGAACGCGAGAAUGAACGCGAGAUUGAGGAUUCAGAGCGCUUUUCGCCUGUGCAUCAGAGGGUGAUACAAUUGAUGACGCCUAAGCAUGGUCGGUAUCACACGGUGAGGGAGAAAGGUGGGAAAAACCUAGCGAGCUAUCGGAUGUUUGGUUCGCGGGUAAAGGGGAAGAAUGCGUCGGAACUGGGGAGUGUUGCGAUGGAGAGACAGGCUUCGCGAUAUCCGGCGAAAGAGAGAGCUUUCUCGCAGCCUGGUUUAUUGAGAGCUGAUCAGUCGAAGGAUUCGAGUGGAGGUGGAGAGGAGGAAUGGUUGUUGGGAAAGGAAGGAUGUAGUGGGAUUGAAGAGGAGAUGGCAAAAUUCUGGAAGGUGAAUUCGGAGGGAGCGAUGGCUCGAUUUAGGGAGGUGAUGGAGGGGAUGGAUAAGGAGAGUGAGAUUGAGAUUGAGAGGGAAGAGAGAAAGACAUUCCCGGUGAUGGAUCGAAAGAUGAAGAGGAAGAUGGGGGAUUUGGGAUCGUGGGACUUCACGGCGGAUGAGAAUGGAAGGGUUUCGAUGGGUAGUUCACAGGUUAAGUUUAGUGAUGCUCCUACGAUUAUACGUCGUUCGAUGCCUCAAUUAGAUGGUCCUAAUUCGCCACCAUUACUAGCGGUGGAGUCUCCGGUUGGAAGUUCUCGCUCUCCAUCUCCUCGUAAGAGACUGCAGAAAGUCAAUCGGUCGAAAUCGCCUAGUUUAAUGAAGUCGUCCAGUUCUUCGCUGGGGAAGAUUUUCCAGAAUUCGAGGGUAGAGGGGAUGGAAGGGGAUAUAAGGGAUUUGAGGAGGGAAGUUGAGGAGUUGAAAAAUAUAAUUGGGAGGUUGGAGAGGGAAUUUGAAGGGGAUGUUGAUUUUGGGGGUAAGAUGGGGGGGCGGUUAGGAGAUAAAUUGAAGGAUGUUUGGAGUGUGGUUUAUGGGAAAGAUUGGGAGAGAGAGAGGAUUGGCGAGGAAGGAGGGAAUUGGAUCAAUUUGGAGGAGGUAGAGUGGAUGAGAGAGGUUAGGGAUAUGGGAUUAUUGAAGAUCGUGGGAAGGAUGAAGAAGGAGAAAGAUGUGGAGGGGAUUAUGCGUGCGGUGGAUGAGAUCUUGAAGAAAAAGCAAAGCAAAUCGUUUGAGAAAGAUCUGAUGGUACCGAGUUCGAUAAAUCCUGAGCUUGGGGAUGAGGAUAUUUCUAUUUCGAAAAUUUCGAUGGAAAAUCUCGGGAGUGGGGGGUUGGGAAUAGAUGAGUCUUGUACUACGAUACCGCAGCGAAAUAUGGGAGACUUUUCCGCGAAUGAGGUGGGGCGGGAGGGGGAGAUUGCGGGGAUGAAGGGAGAAAGAUGGGAUUUGAAGGAUGAGAAGAGUGAGGAGUGCGAUAGGGGGAUGCUUGGUGAUAUUGGAACGCAAGGUUGGAUGAUUGGGAGGGGCUCGAAGGUAUUGGUUUUAGAAGUGAGGGAUUGUGAGUUGGUAUCUGAGGUACCUUUGUGUGCGGGUUGGAUUGGGGGUCAAUCUGAAAGUAGGACUCAGUGUCCUUUAAAUAUACAAAAGUUUUCAGACCUGCCAAGUCUUGAAAGUAGUGAAGACAUUGAGAGAGAGAGGAUGAAGAAAGUGGAGGAGAGCAGAAAAAACGAGACGGUUUGUGGAAGAGUGACUCGGAAUGAAAAGUGCGGAAAAAGGGGUGGUGAUAAUGAAAUGGGAUUGAGAGCACCUGAUGAGGGCUUUAAUAAGGAGUAUAAAGCAAAUCGGAAGGUGGAGGUGAGGUAUGUUGAUAGCGAGGGGAAUUUUAUGGAUCAACGAGACGCUUUUCGACUUUUAUCGAGUCAGUUUAAGAGCAAGGGAGGUGGUAAAAGAAGUGAGAAAGGAAAGGGGAAGGAGGGUGAGAAAUUGACUGGAAUUGUGGGAGAGGGAGUUGGUGUGAUGGGAUGUGAACACGGGUGUAAGAUUAUUGGGGGACGGAGAUUGGAUGAUAUGGAAAUGGAGGGGUUGCUUGAUGCUGAAAUUCUUGGGGGAAAGGAUACAGGAAUGGAGAAGAGUGAUUUCGAUGUAUCGGCGAAAGGAAAUGGCAAGGGGGUAGGAGUAGAAAGAGGGGUAGAGGCGGAAGAAAAGAGAGUGGAAUAUUUGGUUAAAGAUCUAUUGACGAAACAGGAAGGAGAAAGACUAAAGAGGGAGGAAUGGUGGGAGAGGGAACGGGAGGGGGAUAAGAAGGAGAUUCGGAGACUUGGGGGUGUUGUGGACGAAUUGAGGCAGUUGGUUUUGAGUGGGAUGGAGAAGGGGAAGGAGAAGGAGGGGGGAGGAGUUUAUGGUGGUGAGAGGAAGAUGCUGGAUGAGGAUGAGGAUGAAUGUGAGGAUGAGGAUGAAGAUGAAAUGCACGAUUGUGAUAAACCGGGUUGUUGGUGUCAACCGAGCGGAAGUGGAAGUGGAAGCGGAAGGAAAGGUGGAAAGAAACAUGAAUGUGGGGCGAGUAAUGUGGCGAAUAUGAGGGCGAGGGAUGUUUAUGGGGAUGGGGAUGAAGAUGAAGAUGGAGAUGGAGAGUGGAAUUCUGAAGAAAGGGGAGUGGGAAAUGGAAAUGGAAAUGGGAAGGGCUUUUGGGAUUGGGUUGGUGGAGGGAUUUUGUGGAGACAGGAUUGA
Botrytis deweyae is the source of this 4311-nucleotide messenger RNA. RefSeq lists its product as uncharacterized. The transcript has 2 exons. Lineage: Eukaryota; Fungi; Ascomycota; Leotiomycetes; Helotiales; Sclerotiniaceae. The record is from RefSeq and is a predicted model, not a curated record. Bases 1 to 4311 code for a protein of 1436 amino acids.